Messenger RNA from Dioscorea cayenensis subsp. rotundata (Guinea yam), 345 nucleotides. RefSeq names its product putative protein FAR1-RELATED SEQUENCE 10. NCBI's taxonomy places the organism in Eukaryota, Viridiplantae, Streptophyta, Magnoliopsida, Dioscoreales, Dioscoreaceae. Bases 1 to 345 code for a protein of 114 amino acids. The record is from RefSeq and is a predicted model, not a curated record. The transcript has a single exon.
AUGGCCAGUCCUAGUGAGGCACAAAGUUCAUAUCUGGAUGUAUGGGAAGUGGAAGACCAUAUUUAUAAUGCAAGUGAAUUUGAGUCGGAGAAAGAAAAUGAAAAUCAACCUAUAAUUGAAGAUGAACUCCAUGAAUCAAAUGAAGCACAAGGAGAAGAAGAUAACAUUGAAAAAGCUACUGAAGUUAUUAAUCAAGAAGUUUUUCUUGCGCCACAUGUUGGUAUGCUUUUUGAUUCAAUGGAUGAAGCAUAUGACUAUUAUAAUCAAUAUGCAUACAAAAAAGGGUUUAGUGUGAAAAAAGGAGCAAUAAGAAAAUCAGAAAAAGAUGGUAAUGUCAUUGGGUGA